Molecule: messenger RNA, 414 nt
Organism: Colletotrichum paranaense
Lineage: Eukaryota; Fungi; Ascomycota; Sordariomycetes; Glomerellales; Glomerellaceae
Exons: 2
Coding region: 1-414 (137 amino acids)
Source: RefSeq, a predicted model, not a curated record
AUGCCACAGGUGCAAACAACUGUAUGUCUCUGCUUGUACGGAACCAAAGUACCUAAGCAUGUUGACUUGACUUGGACCCGUCGUCUAGUGCUCAAGUCUGCGGAGCUAAACCAGUGUGCAAGAUUGACAUUCUCCAGGCAGGAGAAUGGAGCCUCUGGAUGCGCAAUUGAGCGGUCAAUGAGCCCACCCAUUGGUCAAUUGCAACUGCCCAACAUGGACACCCUGUACGCCUCUCCUUCUUGUGCCAUCCCGUUGCCGAUUGCCACGCUUCCUGCAGCGACUGGCAUCAGCGGCAUCAAAAGGGAAAUUUUGGAUGUCAAGGUGUGUCUUGACCGAAUCGAUGGGAUCCCCAGCCAGCAUCCAGCAUCCAGCAUCCAGCAUCGACAAGGGACCAGCGGCCAGCAGCCAGCCUAG